AUGUCUUCUUUACUUUCCAUGUACCAAUCCAAAGGGAUGGAAGAGAGAAAUGAAACAAGAGGCUAUAGUGAAGAGUUUCAAGCAAUGUUAGAUAGAUUGGAACAAGAAGAUAGCUAUGAAGAUAGUAACUUAAUGUUGGAGAAGAAAAGAAGACUUGGUUAUGAUCAAGUUAAAGCUUUGGAAAAGAGUUUUGAGUUGGACAACAAGUUAGAGCCAGAGAGAAGAAUGAAGCUAGCUGAAGAGUUAGGUUUGCAACCUCGACAAGUUUCAAUUUGGUUUCAAAAUCGUCGAGCUCGAUCGAAAACGAAACAAUUGGAAAGAGAUUAUGGUGUUCUUAAGUCCAAUUUUGAUGUUCUUAAGGUUGAGUAUAGUAAUCUUCAACAAGAGAAUCAAAAGUUAAGAGAUUUGAAAGAGAGAAUGUUGAGAGUUGGGAGAAAUGAGUUAGAAAAAGGGGGUGCAGAAAGCAGUUCAUGUGGUGUGAUUAAAGAAGAAAGUAAUGUUGAUUGUUCAAUGAUAAAUUUGGUUCAUUAUUAUGAUGAUUCAAGAGGGUCUCAUGAGAGUGUGUUUCAGAAUCAGUUUAUGAGAAUUGAGGAGCAGAAUUUAUUUAGUAAUGGUGAAUUAUUCAGUUUCUUUUCUCUUGAUCAAUCACCUACUUUGUAA
Molecule: messenger RNA, 660 nt
Organism: Lathyrus sativus (Indian pea)
Lineage: Eukaryota; Viridiplantae; Streptophyta; Magnoliopsida; Fabales; Fabaceae
Source: the annotation of a GenBank genome assembly